Messenger RNA from Helobdella robusta, 708 nucleotides. RefSeq lists its product as hypothetical. The transcript has 2 exons. The coding region runs from base 1 to 708 and encodes 235 amino acids. Lineage: Eukaryota; Metazoa; Annelida; Clitellata; Rhynchobdellida; Glossiphoniidae. The record is from RefSeq and is a predicted model, not a curated record.
AUGAAACUACUUCCUGAUGUAAAGUCAUUAAAUAAAGCUGUGCGUGAUAGCAAUGAUGCGCUCAACACUAAAAUUGACAAAAUUGAUGAAUCGAACAAUUUGUUGAGGAGCAAACUUGAAGCUAUCAAAAGUUUAAUUCAGAGAAAUGUUGAUGGGGCGGAAAGAUUCGAUGGCACAGUUUUGAGUACUGAGCUGGCUAACCUUAAAAACGAUUUGAACAAGAGUUUUGCUGAUGCUGUCCGAUGCGAAGUGAAGAAAAAUAUUGAACUAGUUAAUGAUGAGGUAAAAAGUGUUCAAAAAACUUUAACCAAUGCAAAUGACAUGAAAGAAAGAGAGAAUAACAUAAUGAUGUUCAAUUUGCAAGAAACUGAUGAUGAUAAAGAUAGAGUCAAAGGAAUUAUUAAAAAGUUAUCCAGUGAAGUCAAGGAUCAGGAUAUUAAAAGAAUUGUUAGACUGGGUCCAAAAGCUGAAACUAAAAUUAGACCGGUGCUGAUUGAAAUGAGGAGUUGUGCAAUUAAAGAUUUAGUGUUAAAAAAUUCCUUUAAAUUAAAAACUAUGCAUGAAGAUCUUGAUAAAGUAUGGAUCAGUCAUGAUUUAACAGUUGAUCAGCGUGCCGAGUUAAAAAAACUAAUUGAUGAAGCCAAAUCAAGAAAAAUCUCGUGCCCGGGUAAGAGUAACACAGUCUGCCUGUGCGGUUUGAUGUUUUGA